Molecule: messenger RNA, 3427 nt
Organism: Salvelinus namaycush (lake trout)
Lineage: Eukaryota; Metazoa; Chordata; Actinopteri; Salmoniformes; Salmonidae
Product: RUN and FYVE domain-containing protein 2-like
Exons: 18
Coding region: 208-2310 (700 amino acids)
Cellular component (GO): cytoplasm
Molecular function (GO): metal ion binding
Source: RefSeq, a predicted model, not a curated record
GGAUUCGGCUUCAUAGGAUCUUUACACUCUGCGGCGAAUAAGGGAUAAUAAUUUGUCAUUGAUGACUGUGAAAGCGGCGUUCACACUUAGAAUGUAGACGAAAUGUGAUAGGCAUUAUAGUGUUGGGAUUGGAUGAUUUAGCAAUGCUAUCCCAGACAUUUCUGCAACAAUGGUCGCCAGGUGAAUUGUCCGUAUGAUAUUUCGACGAUGGCGACACCUGCAGAGCACGACCUUGCAUUAGCUGAAGCAGAGAGCAACAAAGAGAAGUCUCAAGUAUUCGGAAUCCUUAGGUUUCAGGAAGAAAAAUCGGCCGGUGAAAAAGCUAGCACCACCACGUCCACGACCAUGAGAGCCGGGGACGGGAGAUGGCAGGCACCCAUAUUUGCACUAGCCAGGAAAGCAUCAGAGACCUUUUCAGGAAGCAGCAGUCAUGUUUUGGCGAAGGUAGCGGAACCCACAUCUUUUGUAAACGAAUGGAGUGCCCAAGCUCUGCGGGACCCUAUGGCGAUGGAGAGAGCCAACCUGCUGAAUAUGGCCAAGCUCAGCAUCAAAGGCCUGAUCGAGUCGGCCCUCAGUUUUGGACGCACCCUGGACUCCGACUACCCCCCACUCCAGCAGUUCUUUGUUGUCAUGGAGCACUGCCUCAAACAUGGUCUCAGAGUGAAGAAGUCAUUUCUUGGAUACAACAAGUCUCUGUGGGGUCCUCUGGAGAUGGUGGAGAAGUUGUGUCCCGAGGCAGGAGAGAUCGCAGCCAGCGUCAGGGAUCUACCAGGACUAAAGACUCCGCUGGGCAGAGCUCGGGCCUGGCUGCGUCUAGCCCUGAUGCAGAAGAGGCUGGCUGAUUACCUCCGCCUUCUGAUCACCAGAAAGGACCUGCUAAGUGAUUUCUAUGAGAAUUCUGCUGUGAUGGUAGAGGAGGAGGGUGCUGUCAUCGUUGGCCUGCUGGUGGGACUCAAUGUGAUCGAUGCCAACCUUUGUGUCAAGGGAGAAGACUUGGAUACACAGGUUGGGGUCAUUGACUUCUCCAUGUACUUGAAAAAUGACAUUGAUGACUACAGAAGUGAAGAAAGAAAUGGUCAAAUAGCAGCCAUCCUGGACCAGAAGAACUACGUUGAAGAAUUAAACAGGCAGCUUAAUUCUUCAGUACACGGCUUACAAGGGAGGGUCGAUAACUUGGAGAAAUCAAACUCUAAACUCAUUGAGGAGCUGGCGAUUGCAAAAAACAACAUAAUCAAACUACAAGAGGAGAAUCAUCAGCUUAGAAAUGAGAACACUAUUAUUCUCAUGAAAGCUCAGCAGCAACUUGAGGUGACCCAGGUGGACGUGGACGUGGAGCUGAACACCUACAAGAAGUCGAGGCAGGGCCUGGACGAGAUGUACAACGAGGCCAGGAGGCAGCUCAGGGAGGAGUGUCAACUACGCCAGGAUGUGGAGAAUGAGUUGGUGGUGCAGGUGAGCAUGAAGCAGGAGAUGGAUCUGGCCAUGAAACUGUUGGAGAAGGACAUCCACGAAAAGCAGGACACACUGAUCGGCCUCCGCCACCAGCUGGACGAAGUCAAGGCCAUCAACGUGGAAAUGUACUCAAAAAUGCAGACUUCCGAUGACGGCAUGAAACAGAAGAACGACAUGAUCACUCGUUUGGAGGAGAAGACCAAUCAAAUCACAGCAACCAUGAAACAGCUGGAACAAAGAUUACAGGAGGUUGAUCGGGACCGCUGGGUCGCAGAAGAUGGAGCGCACAAAUUCAAGCAGGACUUUAUCAACAAAGCCGACAGCCUCCAAAAGCAGAUAGCCCAGAGAGAGAAGCAGAGGUUGCAGCUGGAGACAGACCUAAAGAUUGAGAAGGAGUGGCAGCAGACCUUACAAAACAACCUGGAGAGGGAACGAGACAUCGUCGCCCAGCUCAGUGCUGAAGCCCAGCAAAUAAAUGGACUUAAAAAGGAGUUCCACAGGCUGCAGGAUGAGAACAGCCAGCUGACUGGAAUAUGUGACGAACAGGAACAGGCCCUGGAGGAGCUGGGAUGCAAACUUAGCGAAUCAAAACUUAAAAUCGAGGACAUAAAAGAGGCAAAUGAAGCUCUUCAGGGGGGCCAGAUCUGGCUGAAGGACAAAGACGCCAACAUCUGUAAACUGUGUGAGAAGGAGUUCUCCAUCUCUCGGAGAAAGCACCACUGUAGAAACUGUGGGGAGAUCUUCUGCAAUGCCUGCUCUGACAACGAGCUGCCCCUCCCUGCUUCGCCAAAACCAGUGAGGGUCUGUGAUACGUGCCACGCCCUUCUUCUCCAACGCUGUUCCUCAAAUGCCACAUGAGAUGCCUCCUUUCAGCCCCAUCCACAGCUUUAACUCAGCCCCCCCCCCCCCCCCCCCCCUGCUGUUCAGACUACCAGGAAACCGCCAAGUUUGUGUGACUGUUAUCAGGUAUCAAGCAUUUAUGUUCUCCUAGGUGUUGUCCUUUGUGUAACAUAAGAUUUGAGAUGUUAUAUCUGUGACACUUAUGACACUAAGGCUGCGUUUAGAUAGGCAGCCCAAUUCUGAUGAUUUUUUUUCACUUUUGACCAAUCAUAUCAGAUAUUUUGCCAAUAUUUGGGCAGAAGAUCAGAAGUGGGCUGCCUGUCUCCACAAUAGACUAAAACCAUGUGGGCAGCUGAGCAUGUCAUUCCAAAUCUGCAGUAAGAAUAUCAAGAGACGAUGCAAAGUAUGUUUCUCUACGGACGGAGGAAUACAGUGGUUGAGCCUGUUGUGAUAAGCCGUGGAGUCAUUGGACAUAAUCAUAUUUUGGUUUUGUUGUGUUAUUUCACUUGAAUGUGGAUGGUGUUACCUGUUGUAAUUCACACGUGCCUCUAAUAAGCCAAAAUACUGAAUGAGUACCUUUCACAGAUUUGUUUCUGUAUGAUAGAAUGCAGGCACAUUUCAGAAGUAUGUUUACCAAAAGCACUAAUGUUCCCAAUGCUGCCUUGGUUAUGAAGAAGAAGAAACUACAUGAAACAGCACAGCAAAUGUAUAUGUUGUACUUUUGAUUACUGACUGAAAAACACAAUAUUAACUUAAGUAGGUCUAAUUCAUUAUUAACUUAACAAUAACUAUUAUUAUCAUUAAAAUAUACUGUAGCUACCUAACGUAGCAAAUUCUUACGUUUGGAAACAUACCCAUCUUGUAUUUAUUUUUGAAAGUGGAAAAAAUAUUUCAUUUCAGAGUAUUUGUUAUUUUUCUGCACAUUUUAUUUGAAUAUUUGUCAUACAAGUUUAAAAUCUUGUAUCACAAAGUGACAAAUAAUUUAAGAUGUACUGUACAUUAAUUUGUGUUUACCAAAUUAUACACUUGCUGUGUAUUUUGUUUUGUAUUCAAUCAGCAAAACAGUGUGUUUCAAUGUAUAAUUUUACAAAACUGGAAUGAAUACUUUUCAUUAAAAAUAAAUGGAUAUGGUACA